This is a messenger RNA of Neohortaea acidophila, 1530 nucleotides long. RefSeq lists its product as uncharacterized. The coding region runs from base 1 to 1530 and encodes 509 amino acids. The transcript has 5 exons. Gene Ontology annotation, molecular function: protein binding. Lineage: Eukaryota; Fungi; Ascomycota; Dothideomycetes; Mycosphaerellales; Teratosphaeriaceae. The record is from RefSeq and is a predicted model, not a curated record.
AUGGGCUACAGCGAGCGUAUAUGUCAGCUGUGCAGCACCUCUUUCAAUAUCGCCCGCAUCCGCCGAUCAGAUGAGCCUGUUGAUGCCGCUUGGCUUGAAUAUGGAUAUGAUUUUGUUGAAUCGUCCACGGAUUGCGACGCUGAGGACUGUAGCGUCGUUUAUCGGCCCCGCCGCGAACCCGGUGGCGAGGAUAACGAAGUAGAAGACGAAGUCCAAGGCGGCGAAGCAGACGAAGUACCAGAGAGGGAGGAACCCCGUGAAAACGACGGAGUGGAAAACGGCGAGGAAGGCGAAGGAGAAGACGGCGCGCGAGACGAAGACAAGGAAGGCGAACAUAUCGCAGGCCCGCAUUGCGAGUCCACUACCGGCUACUCCGGUCAUCGCAUCUCGGUGGAAGAAAUGAAAGGAUGUCAAAGCGUGCAGUGCAUCAUGCGAAAGGACGACGACUGGUCACCGGAGCCUGGUGACGAGGACUUUGUGGUUCAAUCGGAGACGUGCUGGUUGACCGGCAUCAGCAAAGGACCGCCCGACGAAUUUGAGAUCGAUGGGUUGGAGCCCGUCUUGCACGGAGUCGACAGCACCUUGAUCAAUGAUGCACCCGAAGAGGGAUCGGAGUGGGGUUACCCCGUCCAUCCGCAUUGUUUUCAAAUCUUCUCAAGAUUGAGCAGACUCGCCUUCGGCACGGUCAAUCUCGACGGUCUGCGCCGUCAUUGGGAUGCAAGGGGGGAUCGCUUCGACCAUCUUCAGAACUGGACGAAAUCGACGGAUAUCCCCAGAGCGCUUCAGCAGUGGUUCUCUCAUGUGCCAGGGACGGAAUACCUUGUGGCUCAUCCUCUUGAGGUAUCUGGCUUACAAGCACUGAUCGACGGUUGUUUGUGGGGUGACCAGCAAAGGGAAGAAACAGUGUUUCCUACCGCGGUCUGCGGAGACCACGACUCCGACCCAUUCACGCGACUGUCUCCCGAGCUCGUGAUGAUGGUCAUUGCACAACUCCCGCGCCGAGACGUCGCAAACCUCCGCCUAGCCUCCCGUGUCUUUCGACAGCUCCCUCAAACCUAUUUCCAGACGUUGGUGUCUUCGGAGAUGCCGUGGAUGUCAUGGGAACUGGACUCGCUCCCACCGAAAGAUGUGAAUUGGCACAAGCUUUGGUGUGACCUAUCUGAUGCCGACGGUGGCGCGCGUAGGGAUGAAGCGGUGAGGCCCUGGCGAGAGUAUCUCAAAUUUCCUGACCGAAUCUCCGAAACGUGGGUCGAGAUCCUGCCAGAACUGGAGCAGGAAGAGCUGAAGGGUUUUAUGGAGGGGCCCGGGUACUACAGCUCGUGGGGAAUACCAGAGGGAAAAGAGGAAAGGGUGAAGGAGAUUGUGGCAAAGUACAUGCCGCCUGGUGAGAGUUCGUGGCCCAGUCCGAAGCAGCUGCACGGGCUGAGAAACCGGAGGAGGAUCUAUGAGGAUCUGCAGGACGCAAUCAACAAGAUCAAGGCGCUUGAUGAAGAAGAGGUCGUGUGGUGUUUGAAGCCGUCCGAACAAUAA